Striga hermonthica is the source of this 516-nucleotide messenger RNA. NCBI's taxonomy places the organism in Eukaryota, Viridiplantae, Streptophyta, Magnoliopsida, Lamiales, Orobanchaceae. The record is from the annotation of a GenBank genome assembly.
AUGAUGAGGCUUUGUAAUUGCAAUAUUUCGACGCUCACCAUCUUUCUCUAUCUCGUCGCGUGCUUCUUCAGCAGCACCACUAAGGGAGACUAUAAAUCUGAAUUCAUGAGACCACAGAACGCGGCCCGCAGAGCGACCCGUGCUGGGCUGGCCCCAUUGGUAUGGGAUGCCAAGUUGGAAAAUUACGCUCUCACAUACGCAAAAACGAGACGUGGGGACUGUGCCCUGCAGCAUUCGGGCGGGCCCUACGGCGAGAACAUAUUCUGGGGCAGCGGAGAUGGUUCUGGUUGGCCACCUGCCCAGGCGUCUUCCGACUGGGCGUCGGAGGUCAAGUAUUACCAUUAUUCCGACAAUUCGUGCGACCAAGGGCAUGAAUGCGGGCAUUAUACGCAGAUUGUGUGGAGGGAGACGAAGAGGAUUGGGUGCGCGAGGGUCGUUUGUUUCAAUAAUAAGGGUGUUUUCAUGAUUUGUAGCUAUGACCCACCCGGGAAUUACAUUGGGGAGAAGCCAUAUUGA